AUGGAUAUAGCUUAUAUCAUGGAUGGCUCUCGGGAUGUCAGCAGUGAGGAGUUUGAAACUAUGAAAGAGUUCAUGAGCAACAUGUUGGAUUAUUUUGCUAUUGCUUCCCUGCCACUUGAGUCAGACAAAGGAGCAAGAGUUGCUCUGGUACAACACGCUCCACGAAAUUUCUCAGGGACUGAAUUAUCAAGCCCAGUAUCUGAAGAGUUUGACUUGACUACAUACAGCACUAAGCACCUGAUGAAAAUGCAUAUUCAGGAAUCACUUCGUCAGCUGGAAGGUCCAUCAGCUGUGGGUCAUGCCCUAGAAUGGACCAUUAAUAAUGUGUUCUUGGGCGUCGAUAGGCCAAGAAAGCACAAGGUCAUUUUUACAAUGCUGGGAAGUAAGACAAGUGCCUGGGAUAGAGAGAAACUUCUAAAAAUGUCAUUGGAUGCUAAAUGCCAAGGAUUCACCAUGUUCACCUUGGCCCUUGGCAGUGAAGCUGAUGAUUCCGAAAUGACAGAACUCUCCAGUGUUCCAGUGGAACAGCACCUAUUACACAUGGGCAGAGUUGAUAAGCUUGAAUUGCCAUAUGCUCUGAGGUUUAGCAAGGCCUUCUUAAAUCUUUUGAAAAGGGAAUUGAAUAUUUAUCCUCCUAUAAACCUGCAGGAAAAAUGUGACAACCUGCAUCGAGGAGACACCUAUCAGCAAGCUGUAGGGAUAACUGACAGGAUUCUGUUCUCUGACUCAAAAUAUAAUGAUUUAUUUCAACCUUCAGAAUUAUCCAGGAAAAAUGUGCAAAAUAAAAUUUUAAAGACCACCCAAGGACCAAGAGAAGAACAAUAUGGUCAAAUAGAAAAUAAAUACUUCACCAGCAUCAGUAUUCAAAAUGGGGAUGGGACAGAGACUGAAGAACUUUUUGAGAAACUACAAAGAGCAAAGGAUGCUUGUUCAAAAGACACGGACAUUGGGGAGUGUGAAAAUUAUACUCUGAAGUGGUACUACCAUAAACAGAGAAAUAUGUGCUUCCAGUUCUGGUAUGGUGGCUGUGGUGGAAAUAAAAAUAGAUUUGAAACUCAAGAAGAAUGUGAUGCUUUAUGUGUGGUAUCACCGUAGUGUGAAAAUUUAUAAACUGUAUGCCUAGCUAUGCACUAAAUAAGAAAAAAGUAGAAUGAAUCAAAUAUAAAUUCCCAUCUUCAGAUGAAACAGGUUUUUAAAUUCUUUGUUGCACAGAGAAAAUCUGUACAAUUCAUAUUUGCUUGAAUGCACAUUUUAAACAACAAGCAUUCUUGUGGCAUUUUAAAAACCAACAUAUUUGGCAUUUUGGAGAUCAGCCUGUGUAUUGUCAACUUCUUAGUCCAUAAGAAUUUGUUUUCUGAUGACUUUUUUUUUUUGCUGAUAGACUGAAGUUACAUUCUUGUUCCCAAUUACCUUAAUAAAUCCUGUUGUACUUAUGGAAUAAUGUGAAUACAGUGAUGUACUCAGAAUUGUAUCACAAUACAGUGAGAUUUCUGUUUCAUUUUUAAUGCCAUUGUAUUUCCAUGCUUUCAGAUUAUCUACUUUGGGAAUAUUGAAAGAAUUAUGUGAUUGAACAAAGAACAUUUAAUAUAGAUUACAAAAUGAAUAAAACUUGAUAUUGCUUUACAACACCUAAAUAUAUAUUUUGUUCAAAAAACAAAACAGAAGAUGAUAUUUCAGACAACUGUAUAUUUAUCUUUAGUAAAACUAGAUGUAGAAAUGUUUUUUGUUUUGUAAGAUGCAUGCAGAAGUGCA
Protobothrops mucrosquamatus (brown spotted pit viper) is the source of this 1752-nucleotide messenger RNA. RefSeq names its product collagen alpha-6(VI) chain. The transcript has 4 exons. Gene Ontology annotation, molecular function: serine-type endopeptidase inhibitor activity. The record is from RefSeq and is a predicted model, not a curated record. NCBI's taxonomy places the organism in Eukaryota, Metazoa, Chordata, Lepidosauria, Squamata, Viperidae. Bases 1 to 1095 code for a protein of 364 amino acids.